CGGCGGCGGCGGGCCUGGCGGCCGGAGCAGGAGGCGAGGCGGGCGGGCACCUGCUGCUGCUGUCCCCGCCGAGGGGUGCGUGGCGCAGCGGGAGCCGGAGCAGCGGAGCCGGAGCCGAGAGCGCGGACCUGGCCGGAGCGGCAGCGUGAAUGAAAGUUUGGUCCGAAUUGCGCGCCGGGGACUCCAACCGUCAUGUUAAGAUAAAGCAGAAAGGAGCAGUGCUGAACAUGCUAAAGAGGUUAGACAAAAUAAGGUUCAGAGGUCACAAGAGAGAUGAGUUCCUCGAUUUAGCAGAGUCUCCUAACGCUUCCGACACUGAAUGUGGAGAUGAAAUUCCUAUGAAAAUACCUCGUACGGCAGGCAAAGACAGCGAUGAAUUGAGAGACCCUGCUGGUCCUGGGACCAUCAACAUGGCUUCGGGAGUCCAGGAUUACAACAGAACGGAGUCGGAUAGAUUAAAUGAGAUCAAAGGCCAUCUGGAAAUUGCCUUACUGGAAAAACACUUUCUACAGGAGGAGCUCAGGAAGUUGCGAGAAGAAACGAAUGCUGAAACAUUGAAACAAGAGCUGGAAAAAGAACGUCUACGAAGGAUAGAACUGGAGCAAAAAGUCAAUGAAAUACUUAAAACCAGAACAGAAGAAUCACCACCACCUCCACAACCCCCAAAAGCACAGACACAAGCCAACGGAACAGAUAAACGCAGCAACAUGAUGUGUUCACGGGUUCAAAAGUGGGUCUAUGACAAAUUUGGGGAAUAUAUUGAAGACUUCAGGUUUCAGCCCGAAGAAAACACUGUUGAAACAGAAGAACCACUUAGUGCUAGAAGGCUCACAGAAAAUAUGAGACGAUUAAAGAGAGGUGCCAAACCCGUCACAAAUUUUGUGAAGAAUCUUUCUGCCUUAUCAGACUGGUAUUCUAUCUAUACUUCUGCUAUUGCCUUUAUUAUCUACAUGAAUGCUGUAUGGCAUGGCUGGGCCAUUCCUAUGUUCUUAUUUUUAGCAAUUUUGAGGUUAUCCCUAAAUUACCUCAUAGCCAGAGGGUGGAGAAUACAGUGGAGUAUUGUGCCUGAAGUUUCUGAGCCCAUUGAACCUCCAAAGGAAGAUCUAACAGUGUCAGAAAAAUUCCAGCUUGUUCUGGACGUGGCACAAAAAGCACAGAAUUUGUUUGGCAAAAUGUCAGACAUACUGGAAAAAAUCAAAAACUUGUUUAUGUGGGUGCAGCCUGAAGUUACGCAAAAGCUGUACAUUGCUCUGUGGGCGGCGUUUAUAGCAUCCUGCUGUAUUCCGUACAGGAUCAUCGGCCUUUCAAUGGGACUUUAUGCAGGAAUCAAAUUUUUCCUUAUCGACUUUGUCUUCAAGCGGUGCCCGAGGCUACGAGCGAAGUACGAUACCCCUUAUAUCAUAUGGUUAAACUUGCCCACAGAUCCCCAGCUCAAAGAGAGAGCUAAUGCUACAGUAUCAAGACGGCUGUCAGGGCAUGAAAAGCUUCAAACGGCAACGUCACGAAGUUGCGUGGGCUCAAGCGCCCCGACGGGAGUAAACAGAGAUGAAGACAGCAGCCGAUUUCACACCACCAAGAGAGGCAACUUCUAUGAAGUAUUUAAUCUGUCGGAAAACGAACGUCCUUUGUCAGUGUGUGAGAAUGGCUGGCGCUGCUGCUUAAUUAACAGAGACAGGAAGAUGCCCACAGACUACAUUAGAAAUGGAGUGCUUUACGUCACAGAAAAUUAUUUGUGCUUUGAAAGUUCCAAAUCUGGUUCAUCUAAAAGAAAUAAAGUUAUAAAAUUGACAGAUAUUACAGAUAUUCAAAAGUACAAAGUGCUUUCCGUCCUUCCCGGAUCCGGAAUGGGGAUUGCAGUAUCAACGCCGUCUACGCAAAAACCUUUGGUGUUUGGUGCCAUGGUACACAGAGACGAAGCUUUCGAGACGAUUUUCAACCAGUAUAUCAAGAUAACUUCUGCAGCAUCCACCAGCGAAAGCUAGUAGAUCACCGUGGGUUCUCCUGGGGAGACGUCUAUUAAUUUUACUCACUCGGUAGUGAAUAAAAAGGUGGAACAUCCUUCAUCGGUUCUGCAAUAAUUUUCUUUGAUGCAUAUGUCUUACGUUACACACAAGUGUAUUUUAUAUACGCCUUCCAUGUCUUUGUUUUUUAAAAAAAGCUUUUGUAAAAAACAGAAAAAUAAAAAACACGGCGAAAGUGCUAUCAUCACUAUUAGCCUUGCACAUCAAGCACUUUUAAUGUUUAUUUUACGGACAUUAAAAAGCUUAGGAAGAUCCUUGGCAAAGCUAGCUCGAGGGGCACGCCAUAGAAGCUGGCUUGCGCCACCCCGAAAACCCAGGGUGUGAUGGUACAAUCUCUGCAACGGGUUCUGCGCACAGUCCAAUUAUUAUUGAUUUCAGUAAUGCCACGUAACUGGGUGCAGAAUGGCAGCCUGACUUUGCAAAACGUAUUAACUGCGUGUUUUUGGGAGCCCUGAUAAACGAAUUCUGGAGAGCUUUUGAUAAAUAUAAAUAAUAUUAUUCGAGCAUAUGGAAUACCUGUAGUUAUAUGUCUGAGCAAACUUUCUUGCUAUGACCCCUGUACCUUAUCAAAGAAUUCCCAUCUUUUGGAGUCCUUUGUGCUGAGAAAUAAUAAUAAUGUCUCACAGUGAGAGUUGGCCUGCUCUUUCAUCCCCUGAUAAGAUAAACCAGAGGAAGCCACUGUUUUCAA
Messenger RNA from Podarcis raffonei (Aeolian wall lizard), 2709 nucleotides. RefSeq names its product GRAM domain containing 4 (gene GRAMD4). The transcript is spliced from 20 exons. NCBI's taxonomy places the organism in Eukaryota, Metazoa, Chordata, Lepidosauria, Squamata, Lacertidae. The record is from RefSeq and is a predicted model, not a curated record. Bases 150 to 1982 code for a protein of 610 amino acids. Gene Ontology annotation, biological process: negative regulation of toll-like receptor 9 signaling pathway; apoptotic process.